GACUGGGACCAGGACCACGGGAAGAAGACUUUUCAAUGGAUACCAAACUACUUUUCAGGACUUUCCGUACACUGGUACUAUCGCUGCAGUCUCAAUAAUCACUCCGGAUACGUUUUUAAGUGAUGUAAGUAGCUUUUUCCCGUAUGUUUGUCGGGAAUUUACACCUCAAAUUGCGUUCAAAAAGUCUCUUUUUUUUUUCUUUCUUUUUUAAAGUUAAAGUAAUUUCCUGCUGGUGCUCAUGGGAUGAAUAGUCUCAUCGCUGUUAUUUGGUUUAACGUGCAGUCCAAAGUCCCGGGAGACUGAAGCGAGGGAGAGAGAAAAAGCAGAGAGUGUUUCCUGAAGUUGGAUAACCUGGGAUGACUGCAGCCGCCACCCGUGGAAAAGACAACACGGAGUCGGACCCACGCUACGAGCAACAAAGAGCGGCUAUAAACAACCGGGAAAGUUACCGAGCAGCCAGAGAGCCGAGCCGAGCUUUGGGAUUUUUGGUGGAUUUUUUUUGUCGGAAAUGAAUUCAGCGCCGGGAUGGGAAGGGAAUUAUAAAUGAGUCUCUGACCGAACAAAGAAGGACACUUCUGUGGGACUGAAUACCGCCGAGCUAAAGGGGAGAAAUGGAGGAGGAAGGCUCACUUGAGCCCAACGUCUCGUUUUUUAGGGUAUUCUGACGAACGUCGUCCACAUCGAGCACUCCGGCUGCCGCGUUUCACUGCCAGAAGCAGCCUUUUUUCCCUUCGCCCGGUGGCGCGGGGGUGAGAAAAUGAGGGUGGAUCGGCUGCAGUUGUUUGUGAUCCUGCUACUGAGUGACUUCUCCGCGCAGUCAUCCGCCUGCAAAUCAUAUGAUGAACGCUCGAAAAGCGGUGGGAAAAGCCUGCAGUCCGACAGGAGGGUGGUGUGCAGCAACAUGGAGCUCCAUCAGGUGUUACCCCCGGAGUCUUUCCCCAACAGGACGGUCACACUAAUUCUAAACAACAAUAAAAUCCAAGAACUCAGAAAUGGAUCCUUCUUCGGAUUGUCUGCUUUGGAGAAACUGGACCUGCGGAGUAACAUGAUCAGUCGCAUUGAAUCAGGCGCUUUUCUUGGCUUGCCGGCACUAAAAAGACUAGACCUGUCCAACAACAGCAUCGGCUGCCUGAACGUCGACAUCUUCAAGGGCCUCAACAACCUCCUUCGACUGAACCUCACAGGGAACAUUUUCUCAUCACUGGUUCAGGGGACUUUCGACAGCUUGGUGUCUCUGAAAGCAUUGGAUUUUCAGACGCCGUACCUGCUGUGCGACUGCAACCUUCUGUGGCUGCUCCGCUGGAUCAAAGAGCGAAACAUCGCUGCAAAGAACACCAAGUGCUCGUAUCCACAGUCCCUGCAGGGCCAGCUGAUUACCUCCAUCCGCCCAGAGCUCCUCACCUGUGAUGCGCCACUCGAGCUGCCCUCCUUCCAGUUGACUCCGUCCCAGCGACAGGUGGUCUUUCAGGGGGACAGCCUGCCCUUCCAGUGUCAAGCCUCCCUGGUGGCUGAGGACAUGCAGGUGCUUUGGUACCAGAACGGCCGCAUGGUCAAACCCGACGCCACCCAGGGAAUCUUCAUUGAGAAGCGCAUCGUGCAGAACUGUUCUCUAAUCGCGAGCGCACUGACCAUCUCGAACAUCCAGCCUGGUUUCACGGGGAACUGGGAGUGUCGCAUAAGAACGAGCAGAGGCAACACCACCAGGACCGUCCACAUCGUGGUGCUGCAAAGUUCAGCCAAGUACUGUGUUCCGGAGCGCGUUUCCAACAACAAGGGAGAGUUCAGGUGGCCGCGCACCCUGGCUGGGAUCAGAGCUUACCUGCCCUGCAACAGGCUGCCCUCCAGUGCAAACACCUACUCGGGCGGUUCAGGCGAGGAGCAGCGAGCGUGGCGCUACUGUGACGGCGAGGGACUGUGGGCGGAGGAGGACUACUCCCGCUGCCAGUUUCAGAAAGACGCCACGAGAUUUCUUUUCGUCAUCCACCAGAUGCCUCUGAACGAGACCAACGUGGUCACCAGAGCCCGCCGCCUGUUGCUCUUCACCAUUGAUGCUGCGAGCUUCUCGGAUAAAAUGGACAUCAUCUUCGUGGCCGAGAUGAUCGAGAAGUUUGGCAAGUUUGUCGAGAGAUUUAAAGACCUGGGCGAGGUGAUGGUCAGCAUGGCCAGUAACCUGAUGCUGGCCGAUGAACGGGUGCUGUGGAUGGCGCAGCGUGAAGCCAUGGCGUGCUCGCGCAUCAUCGCCUGCCUCCAGAAGAUUGCCGUCUACCGCCUGGCCACAGCGCAGGCCUUCUCCCUGACAUCCCCGAACAUCGCGCUGGAGGCCCACACCGUCAGGGUCAGUGACUGGAACGGCAUGACCUGCAUGCUAUUCCAGAGGCCGACUCCUGAGCGCACGCCCGGCCAGGACCGCCAGCUCACCUUCAAGUGCAACACCACCAGCUCUUUCUCCAGCAUCCUUCACAAGAACACCAUCAUCGAGGCGUCUCUGCAGCUCCCCCAGUCUCUCUUGACCCAGGCGGUCGUCCCUGGACAGCCGGAGGACGCCGUCUACAAACUCCACCUUCUGGGCUUCCGGAACGGCAAGUUUUUCCCCUCUACUGGUAACUCGUCCCACCUGGCCGAUGGAGGAAAGAGGAGGAGUGUUGCCACUCCUGUCAUCAUGGCCAAAAUAGAUGGCGUGUCUCUGCGCAUCCUGAAGACUCCCAUCAACAUCACCCUGCGGCGCUUCGCCCGCGGAUCGGACGCCGUGUCGGCCUCCUGGAACUUCAGCCUGGCGGGAGGUCAGGGAGGGUGGCAGAGCGACGGCUGCCGGAUCCUGGACCACCACGACAACUUCACCACCAUCUCCUGCAACUCCCUGGGCAACUAUGGCCUGCUCAUGGACCUGAGCACUGUGGAAUAUUUCUCCCCGAGCAUCCAGCCCCUGCACCCAGUCAUCUACGCCACAGCAAUUAUACUCCUCCUCUGUCUGAUCACCAUCAUUAUAAGUUACAUCUACCAUCACAGGUCUGUCUGCGUGAGCCGCAAGUUCUGGCACAUGCUGGUCAACCUCUGCUUCCACAUCUCCCUCACAUGUGGGGUUUUCAUCGGCGGCAUCAAUCAGACGCGCUAUUCCAGCGUGUGCCAGGCAGUGGGCAUCCUGCUGCAUUACUCCACCCUGGCGACCGCCCUGUGGGUGGGCGUGACCGCACGCAACAUCUACAAGCAGGUGACCCGCAAGGCCAAACGCUACGAGGAGCUGGACGAGCCUCCGCCGCCACCGCGGCCCAUGCUGAGGUUCUACCUAAUUGGAGGAGGGAUACCAAUCAUUGUCUGUGGAAUCACUGCAGCAGCCAACAUCAAAAACUACGGCAGUCAGACCAAUGCGCCAUAUUGCUGGAUGGCGUGGGAGCCGAGCAUCGGGGCCUUCUACGGCCCGGUCGGAUUCAUCGUCUUCGUGGACUGCAUGUACUUCCUCAGCAUCCUCCUCCAGCUGCGCCGGCACCCCGAGCGGCGCUACGAGCUGAAAGAGCCGGCCGAAGAGCAGCAGCACCUCGCGCCGGCCGCCGGCGAGGCGGGGCCGGACGGCGCCGGCGCCGGCCACUGCCAGCCACUGGCUCUGCAGCUGCAGCCCCACGAGGCGGCGUCCUCCUCCGUCGUGUCGGCGCCGCACGCCGUGCCCCUCUCGGCCCUGGAGAACGAGCACACCUUCCCCGCGCAGCUGAUGGGCGCGGCGGGGGCGCUGGGCCUGUACGCCGCCCUCUGGGUGUUCGGCGCCAUGGCCGUGUCGCAGGACCACCCCUUCGACCUGGCGUUCACCUGCCUGUUCGGCGUGGCCGCCCUGGCGCUGGGGGCGUUCAUGGUGGCGCAUCACUGCGUCAACCGGCAGGACAUGCGGCGCUACUGGUCCCAGGCGUGCUGCUCCGGGAGGCGGGGGGCGUACUCCGCCCAGGAGGACGCCCUCCUGCCGCAGUCCGGCGUGGCCAUGACCUCCACGGCGGGAUCCGACCACAAGGCGGACGGAGAGUCGACCAGGUGCGGCCCCAGCAGCGCCGACUCCUCCUACACCAAUAGAAGCGGCCCCAGCGUGCGCGCGUCGGCGCACGGCGGCAGCAAGCUGACCAACCUGCACGCGGAGGCGGCGCAGUGCAAGUCCAGCUCGGCGCCGCCGGCCGCCAACGGCACAGCCGUGCUGGACAACAGCCUGACCGAGCACUCGGUGGACAACGAGAUCAAGAUGCACGUGGCGCCGGUGGAGGUGCAGUUCCGCCCCAUGAGCAACAUCGGCAACCCGGCGCCGGUCGGCAACGGCCACACGGCGCGGCACCACAAAAACCGGGCGCGCUCGCACCGGGCGAGCCGGCUCACCGUGCUGCGCGAGUACGCCUACGACGUGCCGACCAGCGUGGACGGCAGCGUGCAGAGCGCCCCCCACAGGCGGCACCACCACUACGACCUGGCGGCCCGCAACAGCCGGCGCGCCGCCUACAUGGCGUACAGGGAGCGGCACCAGAGCCAGCUGCAGCAGGACAGCAGCGACAGCGCCAGCCUGCCGCGGCGCUCCCGCCACUCCGACAGAGGGAGCGUCAGCCCGCUGGGCAACGGCGCCGCGGUGACCGUGGAGACCGAGCGGAUGGCCUCCCCGGCGGCGUCCAGCUCCAGCAAGGACUCCGGCCCCGUCAGGAAGCACGGCGGCGCCGAGCCGGACGGCCAGGCCAAGUCGUCGUACGGGCUCAACCUCGUGGCUCAGAACGGCGGCGCGCCGAAAGAGAACGGACAAGCCGUGCCUCUGAUCAACUCCGAGAACACCGCGAGUAUAAAAACCGGUUUGUGGAAACAUGAAACUACUGUGUAGCAACGGUUUCCGUCCCAAAGACUGCCUAGCAACAACACGCUCACUGUGAAACGUCUUUUUUUUUUUUUUUUCAUCCUUCGAUUGUACAUUUCUUUUGUGAAAAGAGAUAAUUAUUUGAUUAUUAG
Salarias fasciatus (jewelled blenny) is the source of this 4959-nucleotide messenger RNA. It is a transcript of the gene adgra3, whose product is annotated as adhesion G protein-coupled receptor A3. The coding region runs from base 758 to 4834 and encodes 1358 amino acids. Gene Ontology annotation, molecular function: protein binding; G protein-coupled receptor activity. The record is from RefSeq and is a predicted model, not a curated record. The transcript has 19 exons. NCBI's taxonomy places the organism in Eukaryota, Metazoa, Chordata, Actinopteri, Blenniiformes, Blenniidae. Gene Ontology annotation, biological process: G protein-coupled receptor signaling pathway; cell surface receptor signaling pathway. Gene Ontology annotation, cellular component: external side of plasma membrane; plasma membrane.